Molecule: messenger RNA, 4166 nt
Organism: Clupea harengus (Atlantic herring)
Lineage: Eukaryota; Metazoa; Chordata; Actinopteri; Clupeiformes; Clupeidae
Gene: gabra2b
Product: gamma-aminobutyric acid type A receptor subunit alpha2b
Biological process (GO): chloride transport; gamma-aminobutyric acid signaling pathway; monoatomic ion transmembrane transport
Cellular component (GO): membrane
Molecular function (GO): extracellular ligand-gated monoatomic ion channel activity; GABA-A receptor activity
Source: RefSeq, a predicted model, not a curated record
AUCAUCACCAUCGUCACCAUCAUCAUGUUUUAUUAACAUUAAAACACUAAUAUCGUUUUGAAUGAUUGUGAGGUUCCCAUAGUAACAACCCAUCACCAUUACCUCAUUCCGUCAUAUAUCUUUUGAUUUGAAGGAAGGCACAAACCAUUGAACACGCUGGCUUUAGGACCCUGUCGUUACCAGACGGUUCUUUCUUUGUAGUUUUUCUUCUUUCUCACGCGCAAAAUAUGUAUUGUGGACUCAGCUUAGCAGAGGUGUAGCCUACCACUUAGUGCUGUGAGAGAGAUUUAGGGUUAGGCAGAGAAGGUGGAUUCCGCUGUUUAUUUUUUAAGACUUGGAGAUGUGGAUCUCCAAUUAGGGAUGUGUGAGAUCUGCACUGGAAGUAUAAUACGGCUCGCCCUCGUCUCAAUUGCGCGCUCCCUUGAAAUCUUCACCGAAACCUCACUGAAACCAUCAGUGCCGCGAGCUGUUGGGCUCAACUUUCAUACCUUCAGUGUUUCGAUUCAGGGGGGAAAUUAAAAGGAUAAACAGCUUAUCCAACAGGUGUUCAAACCAGCAAUGAGGGAGAGGGUGAUCAUACUCUGCCAUCUGUUCUUCUGUCUCUACUUAAUAGUGCAUUUGCACACAAGGUCGGUUUCUGGCGACGCAAGUACAGAUGCCUUCAAGAACAACAUCACACUCUUCACACGGAUCCUGGACAGACUUCUGGAUGGCUACGAUAACCGACUGAGACCUGGCCUUGGAGAUCGGGUCACAGAGGUGACAACAAACAUCUAUGUCACCAGCUUUGGCCCGGUGUCAGACACAGACAUGGAGUACACGAUAGAUGUCUUCUUCCGACAAAGCUGGAGGGAUGAGAGGCUCAAGUUCGACGGGCCCAUGAACAUCCUGCGCCUUAACAACCUCAUGGCCAGCAAGAUUUGGACACCAGACACCUUCUUCCACAAUGGCAAGAAAUCGGUGGCCCACAACAUGACGAUGCCCAACAAACUGCUGAGAAUCCAGGAUGACGGCACCCUACUCUACACGAUGAGGUUGACAGUGCAUGCAGAGUGUCCAAUGCACCUCGAGGACUUUCCUAUGGACUUCCAUUCCUGCCCGCUCAAAUUUGGCAGCUAUGCCUACACCAUGUCAGAGGUCAACUAUGAGUGGACUCCCAACGCCACAGUGGUGGUGGAAGAGGAGAGUUCCCGGCUCAACCAGUAUGAUCUGCUCGGACAGACCGUGGGACAGGAGACCAUCAAGUCCAGCACAGGCGAGUACACGGUCAUGACGGCCCAUUUUCAUCUGAAGAGGAAGAUCGGCUACUUCGUGAUCCAGACGUACCUGCCCUGCAUCAUGACUGUCAUCCUCUCGCAGGUGUCCUUCUGGCUCAACCGGGAGUCGGUUCCUGCCAGGACUGUGUUCGGCGUGACGACUGUCCUGACCAUGACCACCCUGAGCAUCAGCGCUCGUAACUCCCUGCCCAAGGUGGCGUACGCCACCGCCAUGGACUGGUUCAUCGCCGUGUGCUACGCGUUCGUCUUCUCCGCCCUCAUCGAGUUCGCCACCGUCAACUACUUCACCAAGCGUGGCUGGGCUUGGGAUGGGAAAAGCAUCGUCACUGAAAAGAAAAAGGAAAAGGCCUCGGUGAUGAAGAAGAACAACGCGUACGCUGUUGCCGUGGCCAACUACGCCCCCAACAUCACCAAGGACUCCACGCUGCCCACCAUCGCCAAGGGCGGCGACCCUAACAAACCCAAGCAGGCGGAGAAGAAGUCCUUCAACAGCGUGAGCAAGAUCGACCGCAUGUCCAGGAUCGUCUUCCCUAUGCUCUUCGGCAGCUUCAACCUGGUGUACUGGGCCACCUAUCUAAACAGGGAACCCGUCAUAAAGGACAUGGUGCCCUCAACCUAGGGGGCGGCGCUAGAGACACACCAAAUAGCCCUAGAGACUGCUGAUACUCCUGUGCACUGGCUGGGUCAGAAACAAGGCAGACUAGUUGUGGGUAGUUUCCAGGUCUUUUCUUUCCUCCCUUUUUCUACAUAUUCUUUUUUCUGCAGUGCUUUUGGACUGACAUUUGCCUUUGUAAAUAAUGUGUUAUUUAUAAUAAUCUUUACGUUUUGGGUGGGUGGGGUGGGGGGAGGGGGGGGGGGGGCAGUCACUAGUACUUGUGUCAGUGUGUUUAUCAUUUACAGUUUGUGAUAUUUUGGCGGUAUUAAAAGAACGUUAUUUCAGAACUAGUUCUUUUUUUGGGAGCGAUGAGACAAAAUAUGAUAUCGCUGUACUGUAUCUAUUCAGUUAUUCCUGUUUUCUCUGAAACGUUGCCUUUCCAUUGGCUCUGUGAUGGUGCUUAUUUUGUGAUGACAUUACACAAAUAUGUAUGAUCAUAAUUAUAGUCAUCUCCAGUAAUCUCUUCUACGCUAGCCACCUUUAACCACCCUUGUUUAGACAUAUAGAGGCAUCACUGCAUAGCUCUCCUUUAACCACCCUUGUUUAGACAUAUAUGCGCAUCACUGCAAAGCUCUCCAUUUGGAACUCUCAAACAGAAUGGAUUUAUUUUAAAAGUGAAAACACCUUCACAACACCUCAACACCUUCACAGAGGAUGAUGAUUUAUUUAUUUAUUUAUUUAUUUAUUUUAUUAUGAUUUUUUAGGUUAAGGUUUCGACACAAGUGCAGGUUUAGCCUUAAGUGCUUUUUGCUUUAGUCUCCAAACCUUCUCUGUUUUAUUCUCCUGACUCCUUACUGAUCCUCUAGGAAAGUAAACGACUAAAGCUAAGUUGAUCACGGCAGCUGUGCUUUUUGAGACCUGAUCAUUUGAUACCAUGGUAUUGCAUCUCAAGAUGUCUGGCUUGCAUGCACUGAAUCUCUCUUCUACAAAUGUGGCUAACUUUGGACUGGCAUUGAGGCGAAUAUUAGACGGCUGUGGGUGCUUACCUCUCGUUCUUAUCACUGGUGAAGUGAUUGGCAGUGCAUUUUCUAACAGUGUUGUACGGACCAAAACACCUGCAAGUGCUACAAGUCCAACUGCAUGUUUGAUAGCAAAAAUAGCAUUUAUAUUUUGUGUUAAUUACCUUUUGACAACAAAGAGACAGAGACAGAUUUUUUUCUAUAUUCCGCAUAGGUUGUCUUUAAAAGCACUUGUCUGUCCUUGUUUUCACAGAUAUAUUACAGCAUAGCAAACAAUUACCACUAACUGUAAAUAUCCAUGUUCUCACUAAAUUGUCAGUAGCAACUCUCUCUUUCUCUCUCUCUUUCUUUCUCUCUCUCUUUCUCACUGUCGUAUGAUCUUUUAUUGUCAAUAUGUACAGUUUUAUAGAUGUCCAGUUUUGACGAGAGCAUUGCAGACUAUUGCUUUGCUAAGUGGUUUGUUCAUCAGUCGCAGCCAUGAUUCAUCUAGGACACAGAACACUAUUCACCUUAGCAUGCAGAACACAUGGACUAAUAUCCCAAAAUAUGAUAGCAGAUUACACCAAAUGAUUGGAGCUAAAUUUCAGAAUUACAGUAAUUACAAUCAACGAUUACUUGAUUUUUGUCAGAUAUCAGUGUUCUGAUUUAGUUCAGUAAUUCAAAUAAAACAUUCACCGGUGAGAAAAGUGAUGUUCUAGGUGACCCUUCAGCAGUGACAUCUUCAGUAAUCAUUUCUAAACUAGCUCUCUUUUCUGCAUCGUUGGCUGUGCAGAUACAGUUAAAGCAAUAAAAUGCAGAUGGAAUGUCACCAGAUUUCUUAUUGAGAGCCGCUGUAAGCAUAAGGAAUGUAAUCAAACUUUUAUUUUUUAAAUGUAUUUCUUUUGAGGUUUAUUUAUUUAUUUAUUUAUUCAUUCAUUUAUUUAUCUGUUUUUCUCAUGCAGGGUUUUAAAAACAUUUCUGCUUCAGUUUACAAAUAUGUAUAAAUAUAAUAUAACAACUGGAACACCCCACAUAUUUUGGAUUAUUUUCUACAGCAUGGCUCAUUCUUGUGUCUUUUCUCUACAUGUUGUACAAAACCUGUUUGUUUGUUUGUUUGUUUGUUUGUUUGUUGACAUUUUUUGGGAACAUGUAUGUGGGCAGGUGUCCAAAACUAUUCCACCUGGUGUCUUAUCCCUGCUUGGUCAGGUUCUGUUUUAUAAAUAUUGAUCUUUACUCUUAUCUUCCUCUUUCAAAGGCUUCUUGCUAUAAGGAUGAAUAAAACAAAUGAAUGAUGCA